CCAACAUGGCGUCCGCUGAACUAUCUGGGUCGUCAUUUUUCCGACAUUUACAAUGCAGAGAUCUUCACCAAUAUUUGGGAAGCCUACCGUCUGGUAUAUUAGAUCGAUUGUACAAUCACCCAGCGAUUUGCCUAGCAGUUUUCAGAGAAUUACCAGAACUUGCCAAGCAAUUUGUGAUGAGGACUUUAUUUGCUGAUCAGCCUGUACCAGAAACCCUGGUAGCUGCAUGGGUCAAAACAGAUUACCAGAAACAUUACAUAGGAUCUAUAAACAGACUGAAAAGCCUCAGGAUUUGGAAAGAAUCAAGUGGUGGAAUACCCAAUAGGCUUGAAAUGAAUGCAACCUUCCGGGGCAAUCUCAAGAUUGCUCUCUGUGGCGGAGGAAAUCCAUGGAUAGGAUCUGGUGAACAACCUGAAAGAGACAAGCAUGCACGUGACAUUCCGUUUCUUGAUAAUUAUAGUAUGGAAAGGUGGGAGUCUGUUCUUCAUUUUAUGACUGGUUAUACUUCAAGUGAGGAAAGUGCAGCUGUUAGUCAGGAUGUUGUCCGUGUGUUGGUUUUAUCGGGACUCAUGAAAUGUGAGACACCUGGUGCAUCACCAGUUAUAAGUCCUGCUGGAUUUCAAUUUUUACUCAUGGACACAGCUUCACAAGUUUGGUACUUUAUGAUACAAUACCUGGAGACUGUUGAGGCUCGAGGCAUGGACCUUGUGGAGUGCCUGUCUUUUCUAUUCCAAAUUAGCUUUGCAAGCCUUGGCAAGGACUACUCUACAGAGGGCAUGAGUGAGUCUCAACUAAAAUUCCUUCAACAUCUCAGGGAAUUUGGUCUUGUCUUUCAGCGAAAGCGCAAGUCAAGAAGAUACUAUCCCACUAGAUUAGCCAUUAAUUUGGCUUCAGCAGGAAUAGGGAGUUCAACUGUCAGUAACACAGAUCAGAAGGGCUUUAUUGUAGUUGAGACAAACUACCGUCUUUAUGCAUAUACAAGUUCAUCUCUGCAAGUAGCUCUUGUAGGAUUGUUUGCUGAGAUACUUUGUAGGUUUCCGAACAUGUGUGUUGGUGCUUUGACAAGAGACAGUGUUCAGCAGGCAUUGUCAAGUGGAAUAUCAGCUGAACAGAUUCUUCACUUUUUGAGGACUAGAGCACACCCUGAAAUGUUAAAAAAGAAUCCCAUCAUACCACCAACAAUAAGUGAUCAAAUUCGACUCUGGGAACUGGAAAGGAGCCGAAUGAAGUUCACUGAAGGUGUGCUAUACAACCAGUUCCUCUCACAAGCAGAUUUUGAAACCCUAAAGAAGUAUGCAGAGGAUCUUGGUGUACUAAUGUGGGCCAACUCAUCAAAGAGAGUUAUUGUUGUUAGCCGCUCAGGUCAUGAUGACGUUAAAAGGUUUUGGAAACGACAGAAAAACACGUGACAGCUCGUGCUAAUGCAUAAGCUUGCAAGCCGUACUACUUCCUCGUGGUUGGCACGUGACUAGUAAUGGAGAAACCGGUCCACGCGUGCGUCAGGGAACUACAAAAACGAUGUGACAACUUCUGUACGUACUGGCUGGGUUUUUAAGGCACGUGAAUUUCACUUGGCGCAUAAAAUCUAGCCCAUGCCUUCGUUUAGAAACUUGAAGUGAAAUCGAAGAAAUUUAACAAAAGGAAAAACAGAUCAGGAAGCUGUGACCGAACAAAAAUCCAUCUCCAACUUAAAGAAAAAUAUUGACAUUGACUAACAAAUAGGAGAGAGAUGUCUUUUUGAUAUUUUUUUUAUUGGCGUAUUCCAAUUAAUACUGUAUAUACUUGUUUCUGGAGGAUGAAAACAUUUGUAAACCUUUU
This is a messenger RNA of Pocillopora verrucosa, 1818 nucleotides long. Its product is annotated as general transcription factor IIH subunit 4-like. Gene Ontology annotation, biological process: nucleotide-excision repair. The record is from RefSeq and is a predicted model, not a curated record. Gene Ontology annotation, molecular function: double-stranded DNA binding; ATPase activator activity. Lineage: Eukaryota; Metazoa; Cnidaria; Anthozoa; Scleractinia; Pocilloporidae. Gene Ontology annotation, cellular component: transcription factor TFIIH core complex; transcription factor TFIIH holo complex.